Messenger RNA from Scomber japonicus (chub mackerel), 3343 nucleotides. RefSeq names its product growth factor receptor-bound protein 14 (gene grb14). Gene Ontology annotation, cellular component: plasma membrane; cytoplasm. Gene Ontology annotation, biological process: insulin receptor signaling pathway; negative regulation of insulin receptor signaling pathway. The transcript has 14 exons. The record is from RefSeq and is a predicted model, not a curated record. The coding region runs from base 302 to 1897 and encodes 531 amino acids. Lineage: Eukaryota; Metazoa; Chordata; Actinopteri; Scombriformes; Scombridae.
AAUUCAUUUAUUAUUAAUACGCUACUGUGUCACAGCAAGGAUGACUGUUUUGGGAGUCAUUGCGUUAAAAAUAUCUUUAUUGUGGUGGAUCAUGUUUGGGUAGGAGGGAUCGUUUUGCCCCACUGAGCCAGCCUCGCGGGCAGCAGAUGAGCCAGAGAGACUUGUGUAUGUACAGUAUGUGUGUGCUCUGCUGAGCUGUGAGCAGAGGAACCCCGCCAGCCAGCCUGCUCUAACACACUCCAGUCCAACAGCUCGCCUCUUCUCUCUGCUCCAGAUGAUGCCUUGGAUUUAGCCGGCCCACAUGAGUGAUAUGAAUAACGCACUGGACGGACUACACACUUCUGGAAACCUUGGAGAGAAAGCAGAGAUUUUUCAGAGUGGCAAGGGUAAUGUGAGUGGCUUCUCCAACCCAGCUCUCAUCUCUUUGCGAGCUCCUUUACUAACACCAAAUGCCCAGAAGACCAGGACUACGCUCUGCAAGGGGAACAGGAGCAAUAAAGAAGGAGAGGAGUCAUUGUCUUCACGUGUUCCAAACCCCUUUCCUGAACUUAUCCCCUCAACCCUGUCCCCCCUCGUCACUGAAUGUUUAUUACCUUGGACCAAAAGUAGUGCAACUCAGGUAAUCAAAGUUUAUAAUGAAGAUAACACCAGCAGAGCAGUAGAGGUUCCCAGUGACAUCACUGCCCGGGACAUUUGCCAGCUGUUCGUCUUGAAGAACCACUGCAUUGAUGAUCACAGCUGGACUCUUUUUGAACACAUCUCCCAUCUGGGAAUAGAGAGAACCAUUGAAGACCAUGAGUCUGUUAUGGAGGUGCUAUCAGGCUGGGGGAUGGACACAGACCACCGGCUGUAUUUUAGGAAGAAUUAUGCUAAAUAUGAGUUCUUCAGGAAACCGCUGGACUUUUUCCCUGAUCACAUGGUCUCCAUAUCCAGUGAAACCAAUGGGAUGGUGGAUCACUCUCAGCUUAUAGAGACCUUUCUCAACUCCAGCACAUGUCCCGAGAUCCAUGGACACCUCCAUGCCAAAGAGCAAAGCAGGAAGUCGUGGAAGAGGUUCUAUUUUGUCUUGCGAAGGUCAGGGCUCUAUUUCUCCAAUAAAGGAACUUCCAAGGAACCCAGACAUCUCCAGUUCAUUGCUGACUUUAGUGACAGCAAUGUCUACACUGUUUUUUCUGCCAAAAAACUGCAUGGAGCACCUACAGAUUUUGGCUUCUGUGUCAAGUCCACAAAGUGUAGUUCAGCCCGGGACUCGAAGUUGCUUUGUGCGGAUGAUGAGCAGACCAGGACAUGCUGGAUCACGGCCAUGCGCUUGUUAAAGUAUGGAAUGGAACUGUACCAAAACUUCAUUCAGCCACACCAAAAACAAAAAGCGUCACCAAUGAGAAGCAUUUCAGAGAACUCACUAGUGGCCAUGGAUUUCUCUGGGCAAAAGAGCCGGGUGAUCGAAAACCCGUCUGAGGCACUGUCUGUGGCUGUAGAGGAAGGUCUGUCAUGGAGGAGAAAAAGCUGCCACCGUCUGAGUGGACAUGGGAGCCCCUCCACAUCACAAAGUUCAGUGUCAAACAUAGCUAUUCACUUGACUCAGCCCUGGUUCCACGGCAAACUGUCUCGGGAUGAGGCUCAGCGUCUUAUCACUCAGCAUGGUCUUAUUGAUGGAGUAUUUCUUCUGAGGGACAGCCAAAGUAACCCUAAAACGUUCGUACUGUCACUGUGCCACAUGCAGAAGAUUAAACACUUUCAAAUCUUACCGGUGGAUGAUGAGGGGGAGUUAUUCUACAGUCCAGACGACGGUCACACACGGUUCAGUGACUUGAUCCAGUUGGUGGACUUUUACCAGCUAAACCGGGGGAUCCUGCCCUGCAAACUCAAACACUACUGUGCCCGAAUCACCCUGUGAACAAAAAACCCAAGAGACCUUCGAUGGCCCACAUGCACCUUAAUGUGUUUCUGGACAAGCACUCCCAGUGUUCUUGUGCCUUGAAGAAAAAAGAUACUCAGCAAACGUGAACGGCCAUGCUAGCUGAAUCAUCCACACAUCAGCAUUCAUAAUGUGGUGGCUGGUCUGUCCUUAUUUUUCUUUUUCAGCAAAAGCCGAAAUGACAAUGUACUGUAUAAUAACUGACUCGAGUGCUGAACAUAUGCUAUUUUGUCUGGUGGAUGUUAUUCUUCAGCCUUGUAAUGUUCCUAUAUUUGGUAGUAAAUCCAUUGUCUUGUACUGUAUAUAGUAAAGCUAAAUGUGUACUCUAAACAGCGUGUGAUUCUAACAACAUUGUGAUACCUAUGAAAAAGUUUUUUUAGUUUUUUUCUUAAACUAACAAACAGCAGCUGGUAUUUGAAGUUUGGAGUUUUCACAAUACAAUUGAAUGUGUACUGGUGUUACCCCUGUAGCCAAAUGGUCAUAGUACCUACUACACAACCACACAGUUGAUGCAUGUCAUACACCUCUCCUUCUCCUCUUGUUUAUUUUCUGCCUGUUUAUUAUCAUUUAUUCAUUAAAGGCCAAACUGCCCAAAAUUAUCUUAAAAAAAAGAAUUUCUUAUAUUUAUAUACAAUAUGUUCAGUAUGUAUAUCUAUCAAAGCUAAUGAUGGUUGAAUCUAUUGUUUUUUUACCACCAUAUUAUGCUGGGAAUUAUAGGACACCUCUGUCCUGUUAAACCUGAAAAAGACUAAGCUAUCUUACUUUUCAUUGUCAUUGUAUCUAAGUAUUCAGGUAUUUUCUAAGAAAAUGAUUGUUGUUUUCUAGUUGAGAGAUAAAACAACCUCUCAGGAAGUGUCAUAUUACAAUGCCUUGUAAGCUGGACUGAUACUGCUGUGGAGAGAAAAAGAGAGGUAAUGUACAGGUGGGGAGAAACGGCACACAACCUCACUGGCCUGCAAUGUACAUUCAUUUUAAAUGUAUGUGAUUAAAUGAAAGGUUUGUAUUACAUGAAAUUAGUUUUGAGCUCGCUCAAGAGCAAGGGCAGUGAAAUAUAUCAAUUUUAAAAUUAAAGCCAUUAAGAAGAAAAAUCAGAAAUACUCUAUGACUGAUUUUAUCUUAUUAUUAUCUGAAUUAAAUGUAUAUUGAAUUUUUAUUUUUUAUUUUAUUUUACUAAAAGUCAGGUGUACUGUUUGUAACACCUGGGUAGGUUGUAUUUUGAUGUUUUUACCACUGCUGUGGAUACAUACGGUGUUGGAUGAUGUUUUGCAAAAAAGGUAACAAUGAAUCAGCUUUUAAAAACAAAGCAAUCAAAAUCACUGACAUGAUUGAAAUGACCAUUUUUUGUUUAAGUUUUUUUUCUAAUAAUGCAUUGAACAAUGAAUGUCAUGGACUGCGUAGUUUUAUAUAUAAACAAAGUCUGUAAUA